CCCGCCCCUCCCGCACCGCGAGGGCCGCGCCAGGGCAGAGCCGCGCGGGCGGGCGGAGGCGCACGCCGGCCGCUGGAGCUCCGGGUCGCCGCCGCCCGCCGUGCACGUGCGGCAGCUGCUGUACUGAACUCCCGCCGCGCGGCCGCUUUGUUGCCUCCGGGCCGCCGGCACCAUGCACACGCCGGCCUCCGCGGGCUCGGGCGACGCACGCGCGGUUGACAUCAUGGACAUAUGCGAGUCAAUCCUGGAGAGGAAGCGGCACGACAGCGAGAGGUCUACGUGCAGCAUCUUGGAGCAGAACGACAUGGAAGCUGUUGAGGCUCUUGUUUGUAUGAGCUCCUGGGGUCAGAGAUCCCAGAAAGGGGACUUGUUAAAGAUAAGACCCCUCACACCUGUCUCUGACUCUGGGGAUGUUUCCACCAUUGUGCACGUGGACGCAGCCACACCCGAGUUACCAAAGGACUUCCAUUCUUUAUCAACUCUGUGCAUGACUCCUCCUCAGAGCCCUGACCUCCUGGAGCCGUCAACAGGGACAGUUGUUCCUUCCCAAGUAACUGAUUCCAAAGCACCUGUGGUCGUGGCUGUCGCCCCAGCCUCUACUGGGGCAGCCGGAGUGCUGAGCAGGAGGGCAGAGAGCGCCCUGCCUGCUUUGAAGGCAGAGCUGCUGGAGCCGGCUGUCAGCCCUCACUGCAGGGCCACGGUGACAAGUGUCAUUUGCCACACUGGGGGGAGUCCUGCUGCUGCCCACGUUCCUACCACCCAGACUCAAGCACACCAACUUUCGGCCAACGCGGAAGGAGAAGCGCAGUUUUUGGGGCACGUUGAAGCUGUGCAGGACACACACCUCACAGACAGUGUGCUCAGCGCUAACUCAGCGUCCUGUCAGCCUUGUUUGCACAAGUCCAGUGGCCUGAGCCCCACCAAAGACCAGCAGGCAGGGUGGCCCGUUGCAAUUCAGACCUGCUCACCAAAGAAUUAUGAAAAUGACUUGCCAAGGAAAGCCACCCCUCUGAUUUCUGUCCCCAUUCCUAGUCCCCCUGUCCUUUGCCAAAUGAUCCCUGUGACUGGACAAAGUGGCAUGUUAUCAGCUUUUUUGAAGCCAUCUCCCCAAGUGUCUGCAGGGACUGUCAAACCCAUCUUACCCCACGCUGCUCCAGUGCCCCAGCCUGUGUUCGUGGGACCGUCUGUGCCUCAGGGAACUGUGAUGUUGGUUCUGCCCCAGGGGGCCCUCCCGCAGCCUGCCACGUGUUCGUCGAGUGGAAUGGCUGUUGGGAAUACCAAGUUACUGCCCCUUGCCCCUGCUCCAGUGUUUAUUGCAUCCAGUCAGAACUGCGCCCCUCAGGUAGACUUUUCCCGAAGGAGGAACUAUGUUUGCAACUUCCCAGGCUGCCAGAAAACCUACUUCAAAAGUUCCCACCUCAAGGCUCAUCUUCGCACUCACACAGGAGAGAAACCUUUCACCUGUAGCUGGGAUGGCUGUGAUAAAAAAUUUGCUCGUUCAGAUGAACUCUCUCGCCACCGCAGAACUCACACUGGGGAGAAGAAGUUUGUAUGCCCAGUGUGUGAUCGGCGUUUCAUGCGCAGCGACCACUUGACAAAGCAUGCCCGGCGCCAUAUGACCACCAAGAAGAUCCCUGGCUGGCAGGCGGAGGUUGGCAAACUGAACAGAAUUGCCUCAGCAGAGAACCCUGGGAGCCCGCUGGUGCACCUGCCGGCCUCUGCAUGAAAGGUCCUCCAGGGAGUUGUGGAUGGGAAUUUUUCAAAGCCUUUUUUCAGGAAUGGAAGUGAUGCUUUUCUCUCCAAAAGAAAUUGUCUUGAGGGCUAGGGGAGCUGGUUCUGAUGAAAGUAUGUUAACUUGUCUUUUUUGGUGGGGAACCCUGUUCAAUAUCUUUUGUAGUUUCAGAAGUUGUUUUAAGGAAAAUGGAAGAAAAUUUGAUAAUCUAAAUCACCAGCAUUCAAACAAACAUUUCGGCAAUAAAUUUUACAAAAUCUGGAUUUUUUUACAACCUUCCUACUCCUGUUUUGUAGAAAUGAGACACGUUACUAAUUUUUAUACUGUUUUUUAUAAAAAAAAAUUUAUAUUGUUGGUUCUCAAAUUGCCAAUUUCUAUAUAGAUGAUUUUACAAUCUUCUUUUCAAUGUUUAACGAUGUUUUUAUAAUAACCCUACUUUUAGUAAAGUUGGCACAUUAUUCAGACAAAAAAACUUUACAACUUUGUAAUCAGGCCUUUUAGAUCUAAGAAUUUUUUAGAAUCAGAACUGGUUGAAUAGGGGCCUCUUAAAGAAAUGGGGGGAAAAAACUUCGCAGUCAGCUUCUUCAUAACAUUUCCAAGGGAAAUUCCAGACAACUAUUUCUUUAAGGCUGUAGCCCAAGGAAUUAAAAUUUUCAUUAAGUAGACCUUAGUCACCUGUGUCCAUGGUGUGACUUGUGAAGAAUGUACCCCAGAGAUUAACGUAAAAUACUCGGUAGAUACCCGGUGAGCAGAGAGCUGAUGUAGGGUCUGAGUGUCUGUACUCUGCUGAGAGCAGACCAUUCAGAGUCUCCUGUUUGUACCUCAAACCCCCAAAAAAGAAAAUGUAAGCACUCAAACCCAGCUGCUUUGUCAGUUGUCAGUUUGACUUCUUUUGCUGUGGCCUUAUCCAAGUGUUUUGUGGGUAGAGUAACUUAGAGAAAAAGAUGUCCUUAGUAGUUGGAGGAACUUUCCACCAAAGUAAAGCUUAUGUAAGGUGAAGCGGACAUGCGUAUGGUCCAGCUCCAGUGUUCUGAUUCCUUUAUUUAUUAAGUAUUAAGAACGACGGGAAAUGCAAGUUACACUAAGCGGCAGUAAUACUACCAAGCUGUCCUUUCAUUCAUUUUGUUUGAAAGAAAUUGUUUUGAUCAAACAGAAAAUUACUUGGAAUGGGGUAUUUUGCAGUCUGGCUAGAGAAUAGACCAUGGGCAUCACUUUGAAGCUGUGAGCACAGGUCCUAGCAUUACAGAGACUGCGCCCCAGUGUCCAGGUGUCCAGGAAGCUGCUGAGACUGCUUUGGUUGGGCAGCGUUGGGAAUCCAGGCAAGAGAGUGCAUGUAAGGAACACAGUGAUAUUGCUCUGCCCUUCGAGCCUGGGAAUGGUUUUUAUUGUGCCAUGUGUAUUUAGAUUUUUGUCUUUGCCUCUUAUUUAUUUGCAUUUACCUUUAUUAAAAUGACGGUAAGGUGAAAUAUUGAAUAAAUAUCAGGUUUUGUGUUCAGGUCUUUUUAGUCUAAUAACCCUUGCCUGGUCAUUCAUUGUAUGUUACUUGAUACCCAUGAAGUAUCAACUGCUAAUUGACAUACAGUUCUGUAAGCGCCGGCUGUGUGUUUAGUAGGCUUCCGUGUCUUUGGAGACUUCUGUAAUUGAGUAUUCCUACUGGUCAUGAGACAUGCUACAGUUGGAAGAGAACCAGAAUUAAAUGUCUAUAGUUCGUGAUUCCCCACCACCCAGUUCUUUCUUGCACUUAUAUCUUAAAUCAGCAUAAACAUUUCUUUGUGUAUGCUGUAAGUGGCAUUAAAUCUGGAUAUUUUUAAUUAUACAAAGUGAUGUUAGUCCUGCUAAAGUUCUGGUAGAUAAUACAACGUCUUUGAGUAUUUGGUUGCUUGUCACCUAGAGCUUCAUUCUCUGAGCAGUGUUGUUGCUAAAGGAUAGAUGUGUUAAAAAAAAAAAAAGUUUUGAUUUACACUUCCAUUUCCUGAUUAGACUUUGAAAUACCUUCUGUAAACAACAUUUUUGGCCCUCUGAUUGAAAGAUUGUAAAUUGGGAAACAGCUUCAUCUGAAAAAUGCAACGUGAGAACCAGAACCCCGCGGUGCGUGUUCAGCGUGGAGUCCUUCCGCUGCGGCCCGGGCAUCGGAGGAGGGCGCGGGCGGCACGUCCCCCAGUGCACUUUACUGCCUGAGCAGUUUUGCUUGAUCUUUUUUGACUUUGAGCCUUUCAAGUAGUUAAUAAAAUGUUAAAUGUUUCAGAAUUAUGUUUUAUGUAACAGACUUUGACUUAUUAUUUAAAUGAAUAUGUGUGAUGUAACUUUUUUCUUUGUAUCAUAUAAAACUUUUUUGAUUUGCAAACUGGA
Messenger RNA from Orcinus orca (killer whale), 4081 nucleotides. It is a transcript of the gene KLF11, whose product is annotated as KLF transcription factor 11. Gene Ontology annotation, molecular function: DNA-binding transcription factor activity, RNA polymerase II-specific; RNA polymerase II cis-regulatory region sequence-specific DNA binding. NCBI's taxonomy places the organism in Eukaryota, Metazoa, Chordata, Mammalia, Artiodactyla, Delphinidae. The coding region runs from base 173 to 1726 and encodes 517 amino acids. The record is from RefSeq and is a predicted model, not a curated record. The transcript has 4 exons. Gene Ontology annotation, biological process: regulation of transcription by RNA polymerase II.